AUGUCCCAAAGAAUAGGUAACUCCACGCUUGCCCUAACGAGGGUGUGGCACCACGUGGACAUGGCGGCUGAUCCUAGAACGUUGGGUCGUUUGGCGGCCAGUAUAGCGUUGACGUUACAGGGUAAGCAUAAGCCUACUUUUUCUCCCAACAGAGACCAUGGUGACUAUGUGGUGGUGACCAACUGUGCCCAUAUGAAGGUGACAGGUAAUAAGAUGACCGACAAGACGUACUGGUCGCAUACGGGAAGACCAGGUUCGUUGAAGCUUGUGCCUAUGGAGAGAAUGAUCGCCAAUAAGGGUUAUGGUGAGGUGUUGAAGAGAGCUGUCAAGGGUAUGAUUCCUAAGAACAAGCUUAGGCUUGCGAGAAUGGAUAGACUUAAGGUUUUUGAUGGCCACGAACACCCAUACCGUGAGAAUUUGAUUGCACACGCCGACGAGGUGCCUGCAAUGAAGGAGAAGCUCGCUGAGUUGCAGCGCCAGGAAGCUGUUUCUGCUGAGCUCAGAAGAAAGUACCUUGGCGAGUAA
Molecule: messenger RNA, 525 nt
Organism: Candidozyma haemuli
Lineage: Eukaryota; Fungi; Ascomycota; Pichiomycetes; Serinales; Metschnikowiaceae
Product: mitochondrial 54S ribosomal protein uL13m
Exons: 1
Coding region: 1-525 (174 amino acids)
Biological process (GO): negative regulation of translation; translation
Cellular component (GO): ribosome; mitochondrial large ribosomal subunit
Molecular function (GO): mRNA binding; structural constituent of ribosome
Source: RefSeq, a predicted model, not a curated record